GCGGCGAUGCUAUGCGAACAUUUAACCCGAUCACGGUUCAUGUCAUCCAGAGGAGCGCAUGGCUCUGCCUUUACGCACCAGUGCCACCGCGCUUCUGGAUGCUGCGUACACUGAGGCAGGAGAUUCAAGCAUCCUAGAAAUUGCAGGCGGUGUACAUUCGGAUACAUAUACGCCGCAGAAUCCGACGCUUCGUGUCCUGUGCCGGCGAGAGCUGCGUUGUUAGCGAUGGAGCGGUGGAAAGGCAGAGUGGCCCUGGUGACCGGAGCCUCGGUGGGCAUCGGAGCGGCUGUGGCCCGGGCACUCGUCCAGCAAGGCAUGAGGGUGGUCGGCUGUGCCAGGAAUGUCGACAAAAUCGAGAAGCUGGCGGCAGAAUGUCAGAGCGCAGGAUACAGCGGCACACUGAUCCCAUACAAGUGUGACCUGUCCAACGAGGAGGAGAUCCUCUCCAUGUUUUCAGCCAUCAAAACGCUCCACAAGGGCGUGGACGUGUGCAUCAACAACGCCGGGCUGGCCCAUAACGAGCCCCUGCUCAGUGGGAAAACCGAAGGCUGGAGGAAUAUGAUCGACGUGAACGUCCUAGCCUUGUCCAUCUGCACCCGGGAGGCUUACAAAUCAAUGAACGAGAGGAACGUGGAUGACGGUCACAUCAUCAAUAUUAACAGUAUGGGCGGGCAUCGAAUGGUGCCAAGUGCUGACGAGCAUUUCUACUGUGCCACCAAAUAUGCGGUGACCGCUCUGACUGAAGGAAUACGGCAAGAACUGAGGGAAGCCAACACCCACAUCAGAGCCACUUGUAUAUCCCCCGGGAUAGUGGAGACUGAGUUUGCCUUCCGUCACCACAACAAUGAUCCAGAAAAAGCAGCUGCAGUGUAUGAGAGUAUGAAAUGUUUAAAAGCAGAAGACAUCGCGAGCGCAGUCACAUUUGUCCUCAGUGCCCCUCCUCAUGUCCAGAUUGGAGAUGUUCAGAUGAGGCCGGUGGAGCAGGUGUCCUAGCAGUGAAGCGAGGGGGAAGACGCCGCAGGAGGAGCCCACAAGUCAGCAGCCGCGGUGACUCAUUAGCGACCUCUGCCGAGCGCGGGUGGGGUGAUAAAUCAGCUACAGUGGUGGGAUGUGGAGGAACGCAAGGAGUCGAGGAGGGCUGGAGGUCAGAUGGAUGAAAGAAAUGAAGGGUGUGGACUACAACCACAGUGAAAAUACUACUGAAUGCAGCCACCGGUCGUUUGUUAACUGGAGUCCAUGCUGUGUUAUGUGGUCAUCUACUGUAUAUGACCCUAACUUUAGAGGAAGACUAUGCUAUUGACUGCACAUUUUUUUAAGGUCAUAUUACAUAUCUAUUUGAAAUUAAGUUUCAAUGCUAAUUGUUUGUUGAUAUUAAUUCAUUGUAUUAUUUUUAUAAUUAUUUGACCUACUGAUUGAUGAAAGGCAGAUCUGCUGGCAUAGAAAAAUAACCGUAGAAAGUACGGUUAUUUAUUUAACAUUCUCUUAAGGCCUGCCACCUUUACUUACAAUAUGGUCAUAUUCACUUGUCUUUGAAUUUAAACUGUCCACUUUUAACCCUUAUGUGCAGAUUAAAAUCAUUUAUCAAAGAAAAAUAGACAUACUAAUUAUACUUUUUUUUUUUUUAUGCAUGUGCCAUUCCUGCAAUCCAACAAUUGGCUGUGUAAUUUCAAUCAAUUAACUUUCAAUGAGGUAAUUCAAGGCAGAAUUAACAGAUGUCAUAUAUUAGACUUUACACCGAUUUUAUUGGGCUGAUCGGUAUCGGCCGAUAUUUAGCAUUGUAUGCUGAUCGGUUUUAAUGUCAUAAUUCGCCGAUCCGAUCAAUGACCGCAAAAGACAUAUACUCCGAGUCGCCAUCAUACGCAGUAUAUUUGAAUCCAAAAGCUGGUUUAUUUUUAGCCUUUAGUCUUUUAAUGUAGUAUUGGAAAUAUCUCACGGCCAAAUAAAGUUAUUUAUUUUAUUACAAACAAACAAAAAAACAUCGGCGGUGUGGGACAGGCAACACGUAAUGCCCGGCCGGAUCAGACUACCAGACAAAUUUGCUCUUUCCCGAUUGCACUGUCAGACGACUGCAAUCAAAUCUUGUAUUCCGAUAGCACCGCAUCCCGUUUUUUACGAUCAUUGGGCUUUAUCUUGUCAACUCAAAUGUGACUGGAUACACUCGUUACCGUGGCGACGACAACAAGAGUGGAGUGUGCCAACUUUGUAUUAUAAGGACAAAAUGGGGAAAACGUGUUGGUGGUCACCGGUGCUCAGGACCGGAGAGGACGUUCGUUUCAGGCUUGCUCGAGGUACGUUCCCGUACUUUUAAUACGAUGCGGCUCGCAAGCAGGCGCCAAAAUGUUAUGUAGCCUAGCAAGCUAGUGGUAGCACGAACGGUUGGAUGUAAACAUGCCGGCAUUCUUUCAAAUCAUACUCUUAAAGUUUCAUUGUGGGUGAAGUCAUUUAAUCACAGUAAGUUAGCCCCGUUAUUUCUGUCAUGUUGUAAUGUUGGUUUGACCUGACCGAUUACAAUACACGAUCUGACUAGAGCAGUGAUUUCCAACCUUUAUGGAACCAAGGCACAUAUCUUACAAUUGAAAAAUCUCACGGCACACCAACAAACAAAAAUGUCACAAAAAGUGGAUACAUGCAUGACUGUAUGUACUUCCUGCCAUCUAAUAGAAGAGCAUUCAUUUGUUCUGUCUGUCACGAUGCCUCACUGGCACAAAGAGAGGAACAAAGAUACAUUAUUUAUUGUAAAUAUAAUUUUGGGACCAAUUAAGUACACAAGUAUAUACAGUAAAUGACCAGGUCAUUUAAAUAGACACAUUCCUCCAUCUUAUCGUUUUUUUAAACUCUGUGAUCGGCCCCAAAAAUCCUGAUCGUGUAAAGCCUAAUAUAUAUAGAUAGAUAGAGAGAGAGAGAGAGAGAGAGAGAGAGAGAGAUGCCUCCUUCUCGAAUUCUUCCUUUUUGCAUAGUUUCCCCACUUCAAAUGACAAAUGUAAAUAUCAUUCAUUCGUCUUGCAUUCCGCUUCUCCUCAGGCGGGUCGCAGGCGUGCUGGAGCCUAUCCCAGAAAUCUUCGGGCGAGAGGCGGGGUACACCCUGAACUGGUCGCCACCCAAUCGCAGGGCACAUAUAAACAAACAACCAUUCACACCUACGGGCAAUUUAGAGACUUCAAUUAACCUAGCACGCAUGUUUUGGGGAUGUGGGAGGAAAGCGGAGUGUCCGGAGAAAAGCAUCGCGGGCACGGGGAGAACAUGCAAACUCCACUCCGUUGUGGCCGGGGGAUUGAACCCCGGUCCUCAGAACUGUGAGGCAGAUGUGCUAACCAGUCACUCACUGUGCUGCCUCUCUCUCUCUCUCUCUCUCUCUCUCUCUCUCUCUCUCUCUCUCUCUCUCUCUCUCUCUCUCUCUCUCUAUAUAUAUAAAAAAGGUGGAACCACUGGACACAAAGCGACCACUGCGAAGAACUAAAAGUAGAUGGAUAGCUGAAAUCAUUAAACACGCCGGAAUACACUGGCAACAAAUUAUAUGUAUAUAUUGUGCUUCAAUGACUUUAUUUCUAAUCUGUUUUUGAAUUUCUUUGGAUUGUGGCAUUUUGACGCAGCUUUUCUCGAUCUGUUGAUUUCUUGAUUGAACAGGUCUGGACGUAAUCAGGCUUGGGUGUCGUCAGUGAAAUUGAAUUCAUCUUCCCCAAAAAAAUGGGAUUGAGCCUCAGUAAAUUCCUGAUUCAACAAGUGGGCAAUUACUUUUUCACACAGGGCCAGGUAGCGUUGAAUAUAUAUUUUUUCUCUUUAAUAAAUAAAAUGCAUCCAUUUUUAACGAUGAAGUGGGGAAACUAUGCAAAAAAAAAAAAAUAAUAAUAAUUUGAGAAGGGGCGAAUACCUUUUCAUGGCACUGUAUGUCAUUUCAGUGGGAAAUAAAUACUUAUCUAUUGCCUGCCUAUAUGUAAACUAUACAGUGUCAAUGCCUAUACCUUAUGUCUUUAGAUAUAUCAUUGUACUGUGUACAUGUAAAGUGUAAAGGAAAUCUAUUGCAUGUAGAGUGGAGUAGGUUUGAAUUACACUUUACACGACACAUAAGAGCAGCAUGACGUGUACUCCUGAAACACACUUUUAUCCUUUUAAUCAGCAACCUUCCAUUUGACCUAAUAAAUGAGUCGCCCACA
Phyllopteryx taeniolatus (common seadragon) is the source of this 4151-nucleotide messenger RNA. It is a transcript of the gene dhrs11a, whose product is annotated as dehydrogenase/reductase 11a. The transcript has 7 exons. The record is from RefSeq and is a predicted model, not a curated record. The coding region runs from base 226 to 993 and encodes 255 amino acids. Lineage: Eukaryota; Metazoa; Chordata; Actinopteri; Syngnathiformes; Syngnathidae.